UCCAGGAUUUCAUCAUAUCAGGUAGCAGCAACCUGGCAACACUUCCAUGUAGGAAAUCAAGAGAGCAAACUCAUCUCAUAUCCCAUGGCUCAGCCUCCAGGUAAGCUGCUGGACACAAUCAGAAGGCCGGUCGCAGCAGCUUCAUCUCUUCAUCAAUCAGCGGCAAAUCAUCUGCAGCCGCUGCUCAGCUUGGCUCAGAGGAAUGGAGUUAACAGGAGGUGCAUCCUCACUCUGCUGGCAUCGGCUGCAGCCAUACCCGAGGCCAGUGAAUCAAGGAAGGCGCUAUUGCAAGAUUAUGUGAAGAGGUCAAAGGAAAACAAAGAGAAGAAUGACAAGGAGAGGCUGGACGACUUUUACAAGAGGAAUUACAAGGAUUACUUCGGUUUCAUGGAAGGCUCGGUUAGGGAGAAGCCAGCGGAGGAGCUCACGGAGUCGGAGAAAGGAAUUCUCGCGUGGCUUGACAAGAACAAGUAGCUAGCUAGUGUUGAGCAUGACAGCACCACGCCAACCACCAAAAUAGCUGAAACAGCUUUUGUAUAGGAAAAUUCCUUCGGCGGUGAAGUUCUCAACUUGCCCUGUUUCAUCACUGUUAUCUCUGUGCAGCAGCACAAAUCCUUGCUUGAUCUGA
Hordeum vulgare subsp. vulgare (domesticated barley) is the source of this 628-nucleotide messenger RNA. RefSeq lists its product as uncharacterized. The record is from RefSeq and is a predicted model, not a curated record. Bases 85 to 474 code for a protein of 129 amino acids. Gene Ontology annotation, biological process: photosynthesis. The transcript is spliced from 3 exons. Gene Ontology annotation, cellular component: photosystem I. NCBI's taxonomy places the organism in Eukaryota, Viridiplantae, Streptophyta, Magnoliopsida, Poales, Poaceae.